UGGGAGUGCUGGAACAUUAACCGAGCUCGGUGGAGAAAAGAGGGGAGACAGGGAGAGGGGAGAGCCAUGAAAGACCACCGGCUCACCAAUUCGACUCCAUGGUACUCACCUUGAAAAAAAAAAAAUAACAAAACAAAACAUGUAACUAAAGAAAAGAAACUCCCUCUCCCUAGUCAAAUCCGCUCUGUAUCGGCAACUUCGCAAGGAGGUUCAUCACUUAGUGUGAAAUACCUGUGGAUUUUUGUUGUUGUUGUUGUUGUUGGUAAAUAAGAACAACAACAACAAAAAAAGAAUAAGAAUUCGGAUAAAACAGAACAGCUGUCACCAGAAGAUGCGCGCCAGCGACUAGACGCACCGACAAUGACCGAAGUUCAAGAACAAGAUUUCCCCUUGGCGGAAAUACACAUUUUAAUUUAACAUCACUCUGGAAAAGUCACACGCUCAGGUCAAGUUCGAAGAAUUGUUUUUUCCUCUCAAUUUUUUAUUUUUUUUUAUUCGAGAAGGAUGAGUGGAGGUCGCUUUGAGUUCGAUGACGGCGGCGCGUACUGCGGCGGCUGGGAAGGCGGUAAAGCGCACGGUCACGGCAUCUGCACCGGACCGAAGGGUCAAGGCGAGUUCUCCGGAUCAUGGAAUUACGGUUUCGAGGUGGUCGGGGUGUACACCUGGCCCAGCGGGAACACGUACGAGGGCUACUGGGCUCAAGGCAAGCGCCACGGCCUGGGCGUCGAAACCAAAAGCAACUGGGUGUAUAAGGGCGAGUGGACGCACGGCUUCAAAGGCAGGUACGGCACGCGCGUGAGCCUCGGUAGCGGCGCCAAAUACGAGGGCACGUGGAAUAACGGCCUGCAGGACGGCUACGGCACCGAGACCUACGGGGAUGGCGGCACCUUCCAAGGCCAAUUUACCAGUGGAAUGCGGCAUGGCUAUGGUGUGCGUCAGAGCGUUCCAUAUGGUAUGGCCGCUGUGGUGCGCUCUCCUUUGCGCAACUCGCUAACCUCACUGCGUAGCGAGCACAGCAAUGGCACGCUACUGCAGCACGAUGUUCCCAUCAUCACCACCACAAACGCAUCAGGCCAGGAGACUGUUAUCACCUCGUCCAUGCCUAUGGGGCCUUCACGUGGUGGCUUUGCUCUCAGCCUGCAUGGUGACCCUGAACUUGCCAAGCCAAAGAAGAGGGGCCUUUUCCGUCGCGGCUCGCUGCUGGGCAAGCUGACCAAGUCGGAAUCCCGCACAUCCCUCUCCAGCCAGAAGAGCAAGAUCAGCUUCCUGCGCAGUGAGUCAGCCCUCAGUUCAGCGACUAGUGAUGCCAACUCUACCAUCAGCAUGGGUGACAGUGAAGUAGAGGGCGAGUGCCACGAGUUCCCACCUGUCGAGGCUGACAUUGACGCCACCACCACCGAGGUUUACAUGGGCGAGUGGAAGAAUGAUAAGAGGGCAGGCUUUGGCAUCAGUGAGCGCUCCAGUGGCCUCAAGUACGAGGGCGAGUGGCUGGACAACCAGCGGCAUGGCUAUGGCUGCACUACGUUUGCUGAGGGCGGUAAAGAGGAGGGCAAGUAUGUACACAAUGUGCUGGUCAAGGCUGUGAGGAAGAAGGUGAUUCAAUUGAAGGGCACCAAGAUCAAGCAGAAAGUGGAAAGGUGUGUCGAGGGAGCACAGAGGGCUGCUGCCAUUGCCAAACAGAAAGCAGAAAUUGCCAGCUCAAGAACUUCCCAUGCCAAGAGCAAAGGAGAGGCUGCUGAACAGGCUGCUCAAGCUGCCAACAACGAGUCCAGCAUUGCACGUGUAGUGGCCAGAGAACUCUCACCUUCAUUCUAUCAGCCAGGCCCAGAAUACCUAAAGAAGCGAGCAUUACAAGAAAUUGCAGAGAGCAAUGAGAAUGCUGAUACAGACAUGCAUGAGUCACUUCUGGCUGAGGAGAUCAUGCCUCCAGAGAGCCCCUUCAUGCACGAAAUAGACAGCCUGAAGCCCAACAUUAGUCCAGCACGCACACCAUCACCCAGACCUACUACCUCUGCUGCCCUUGAUCCUAACCUCCUUGGUCCUGGUAGCUGGAAUGGGGACAAAAGCAGUCGAGGGGGUGGAAGUAGCAGCAGAGGGGGAAGCCGCCCAGGGAGCAGGCAGAGCAGUCGUCCUUCAACUCCAUCACCCAAUUCAGCUCUGGAUUCAGUGCCAAACAUGGAGGAGCCUGGUGUCCCCAGCACAAAGGGUCCAUCCCAAUCGCUCAGCUGGCAAAACACCAAAGCUGAGCAGGGCUCUGACCUUGAAAUUAAGCCUCUACAGAAGAUGGACUUAGAGACUAAAGCAGCAGAACCUGCUCCAGCUCCAGUAAGGACCAGCCUAAUCUUCUCAACUGAUGAAGAAGAACCACCACCUCCUGCCUCCAAAGUGUCUUCCAAAGCAGUGACCCCAGAACACAAAGCUCCCGAGCAGAGAGCCAAGGCCAGGGAACCUGCACCAGAGCACCCAACAUCAAUGACCGAGAGUAAGCAGGAGGCCAAGGAAGACAGAAAAGUGGCUAAAAAAGUUGAAGAUAAGCAAUCUAUGAAACGAGAGCCUAGUCCGGCUCCGAGACGAGAACCAAGCCCGGCUCCGAGACGAGACCAUAGCCCGGAUCCAAGACGAGAACCAAGCCUGGCUACAAGACGGGAACCAAGCCCGGCUCCGAGACAAGAACCAAGUCUGGCCCCAAGACGAGACCGUAGCCCAGCUCCAAGACAAGACCCUAGCUCAGCUCCAAGACGAGACCCUAGCCCAGCUCCAAGACGAGACCCUAGCCCAGCUCCAAGACGAGACCCUAGCCCAGCUCCUAAAUCUGUGGCCAAGCCUGAACCCAAGGUUGUGCCUAAACCAGAGCCCAAACCAGUCACUAAGCCUGCACCCAAAGUGGACCCCAAAGCUGAGCUGAGACAGAGGGCUUUGGUGAAAACCCCUGAUGAAGUGACUGAAAUUACAGCACCAGAAGAGGGGCCAAAUACGAUUUUGAUCUGCAUGGUCAUUCUGCUCAAUAUCGGUCUGGCCAUUGUUUUUGUUCACAUCCUGUCCUGAUGGAAAGGUGUCCAAGCAGAAUUUUUUUCUACAAACCAAGAACAUCUAUAACAUCUAUAAGUAAGAAGAAAGAAGAGCUGUGAUGGAUGCCACAUGCUCCCCUUGAGGCUUCACUGAUGUCAUAAAGUCUCAAUAAAGCCCUCUCAAGCCACUUGAAGGACAGUUACUAUGUGUAGUCGGAUUGAAGGAUGACAUACAGUUUCUGUGUCGGAAUGCUGGAGAGAAUUUUGCUCUCACAUGAUGGAAAGUGUUAAUCUGUAUUGUGCUGCUUUAAAGAAUGAUUCUUCCCAAAUUAACAGUGCCACGUACUUCUUAAAAGGGCGAAUAUAUCUUAUGCAAAUCAAGCAUUGAUGUCAAGCUUACCAGUUUACCAGUGAUUAUCAAUCAAAGCCAUAGAUUCUGAUCCGUCUGAGAUCAAGUGAAUUUGAAGAAGGAAAAGGAUCUGCUCGUUAACAUCUGACAUGUUUUGAAACUACAUUAAUAGUGUGCAAUAAUGCACACUCAAUACGAUGUCUUAAAGUCUCACAAUAAGGCCCUCUCCUUCAGUCUUCUAACAAAUACAUGACAUGCAUACAAACAUUUUUCAAACCUCAUGGUAAAAAUGGAUUGUGCAAUAAAUCUUUGCCUGUUAAAACAUAAGCCUACGUUUAAGAACAAAGCAAAGGUCAAGAGUUUCAGUUCACAUGAGGAAGAUGGGAUAGCUGUAAGUGUCAUAUGGUUUUGUCUGAUGUUACUGAGAAAGUUUCUUUCUUUCCGAAUAUAUCAUCCCACUUCCAUUUACAGUGUCUGAAAUAUUAUGAAAAUUAGCAGUUGUUUAGCUCAAGAAACAUUGCACUUUGAACGUCUGUGCUUGCAAACUUAAUUUUUAAAAGUACCAUUUGCAGAAACUAAAGUGGCAACAUUUGAGAACUCAAACAAAACUUCUUUUUUUUUUAUGCAUGCAUGUUAAUUGUUUUUCUACCUUUCUAAAAUUGUGAGGUUACAUUACAGCAACUUGUGCACUUGCAAAUAUUGAAAAAUCACCUUAGAACAGGGCUGGCCAAGCUGCAAAGGGCCAGCAUGGCUGCAAGUUUUCAUUUCCAACCAAUCGGGAUCUAUGCCUGUUUCGACUUGUUAAAUCAGUUGCUUGUGGCCCUGCUUGGUUGGCAUUAAAAUUUGCAGGUACACUGGCCCUUUGCAGAGAAGAUUUGACAUCCCUGCCAUAGAACAAUGAAAACAUGCUGUAUGUUUUGAUUAAUGUCCCCCUAUCAGAAAAGUAAUUACCUCAAACUUUGCAUUUAAGAAUUGGUUUGCAGUUGAACUCCAGGUUUUACAGUAGACUGUUGUUAAGCACCAUGAUUAUGGUCUCCGCAUAAAUAUUUUAUUUUGAGAUUUUAUUUGGACAAACAGUAGUUAUGGAUCCUAAAGCCUUCAUCCAACUCUUUGACCCAUUACCUAAUGGUAUGAAGAGAAAUGUGUGAGUUAUAUGUAAAUGUUCUGAAACAGCAUUCAUCUGUUUUGGCUUUUACCCAUUUGCACUGGAGUGGUUUGUGAUGGCAGUGUUUUACAAUGCAACUUUACCACUGUAUUUUAUUCUCAUCAGAGUGCCACCCACAAAUGUCCAUUUUAUGAAUUAAAAAAAGGCAAAAAUAUUAUUUAUUCAUAGGUUUGUUUUCAUAUGAAUGCGUUAAAUCAUGCUUCCACUGGCUGAAUAGUGCACAUAUUCAGAAUACUGAGAAAUCCAGGUGACAGUUCAAAAAUGUUCAUCCCAUGUAGUUGAUUUAACACAUAAUUGUGUGUUUGCACCUUUGAAAGGGAUUAAAUCACGGCACUCAAAAUGUAUUGUGCUGAGCAGUACCACUGAAUGCAAAUAAAUCUAUUUUUCAAUUGUAA
Ictalurus punctatus (channel catfish) is the source of this 4917-nucleotide messenger RNA. It is a transcript of the gene jph2, whose product is annotated as junctophilin 2. NCBI's taxonomy places the organism in Eukaryota, Metazoa, Chordata, Actinopteri, Siluriformes, Ictaluridae. The record is from RefSeq and is a predicted model, not a curated record. Gene Ontology annotation, cellular component: endoplasmic reticulum membrane; junctional membrane complex; plasma membrane. Bases 505 to 3045 code for a protein of 846 amino acids. The transcript is spliced from 6 exons.